AUGAGAACUGUUGCCAUCUUCGCUGCUGCCAUUGCCUUUGUGGCACCCGUCCUCGCUCAAUCUGACGCCGCUUCGGUCCUUUCCAGCUUGCCCAGCUGUGGUGUAUGUAGUAUUGUCACUCUUCAUCAACUCUGGUUUACUGACAACCUCACCAGCAAACAUGUAUCCUUAGCGGUAUCUCUGCCACCGGCUGCUCACCUACCGACUCCGCUUGCCUGUGCUCCAACACUGCCUACCAGUCUGGCGUUGCUUCCUGCGUGA
Messenger RNA from Aureobasidium vineae, 261 nucleotides. The record is from the annotation of a GenBank genome assembly. Lineage: Eukaryota; Fungi; Ascomycota; Dothideomycetes; Dothideales; Saccotheciaceae.